This is a messenger RNA of Suricata suricatta (meerkat), 1997 nucleotides long. RefSeq names its product transmembrane serine protease 13 (gene TMPRSS13). Gene Ontology annotation, biological process: proteolysis. Gene Ontology annotation, cellular component: membrane. Gene Ontology annotation, molecular function: serine-type endopeptidase activity. The transcript is spliced from 13 exons. Lineage: Eukaryota; Metazoa; Chordata; Mammalia; Carnivora; Herpestidae. The coding region runs from base 140 to 1780 and encodes 546 amino acids. The record is from RefSeq and is a predicted model, not a curated record.
GAGGGGAACGAGCCUGUGACUUCGGUGAGGAGUGAACGCUUGUGUCUAGUUCCUGAGAUUUGGGGAUUUCCGUCACGCCAGCUGGUGCUGGGUAUCCCGAUCCAGGCAGACGUUGCCUCACGGAAUCCUACUGCCACCCAUGAGAUUGCGUCGUCACCGGUGUUUCAGAGAUGGAGUCGUGAGGUCGGAGACCAAGCCGCCCUCUGCAUCACUCGGCCGGCGAGGGGCAGGCCCCUGCCCAGGUCUCUCCAGAACUCCUGUUCCCACUACCAUGUCCCAACCCGCCUCCCGCCCCACCUGCUGGGGGCUGGCCCUCGGCCUCCCAGCCCUUUUCCCCACAUGCCCCGGAUGCCAGGGGCCAACAUGGACCUUCCCGCGGACACCAGCUGAGCCUGGCAGCGUCCCCCCUCAGGAGACCAUGGAGAGGGACGGCAGCCGGAAUGCUUCCCCAGCACGGACGCCUCCAGCCCGGGCCUCCCCCUCCAGGUCCGCGUCCGGCAGGUCAUCAUCUGCCAGGUCAGCCUCCACCACCUCCUCUCCGACCAGAGUGUACCUUGUCAGAGCAACCCCGGUGGGGGCCGUGCCCACCCGGGCAUCUCCUGCCAGGCCAGCGCCAGCCCCCAGGGCCACCAGGGAGAGCCCAGCUCCAGGUGUCAGCUUGCCCAAGUUCACCUGGCAGGAGGGCGGGAAGCAGCUGCCUCUCAUCGGAUGUGUCCUCCUCCUCAUCGGCCUCGUGGUGUCGCUCAUCAUCCUCUUGAGGUUUGACUGGAGCGAAUCUCUGCUCAAAGUCUACUCCGGAGCCUCCCGCCAGUGGCUUCCCGUCUGCAGCGACGGCUGGAACCGCUCCGACUCCGACAGGACGUGCCAACAGCUGGGCUUUGUGAGUGCUUACCGGACGACCGAGGUGGCCCACCGGGGUCUCGCCAGCAGCCUCUCCAUCUCCAAGUACAAUUCCACCCUCCAGGAAAGCCUCCACAGGUCUGAAUGCCCUUCCCAGCAGUAUGUCUCUCUCCAGUGUUCCCACUGUGGACUGAGGGCCAUGACCGGGCGGAUCGUGGGAGGGGCGCUGGCCCCGGAGAGCAAGUGGCCUUGGCAGGUCAGCCUGCACUACGGCGCCACGCACAUCUGCGGGGGCACGCUGAUCGACGCCCAGUGGGUGCUCACCGCGGCUCACUGCUUCUUUGUGACCCGGGAGAAGAUGCUGGAGGGCUGGAAGGUCUACGCGGGCACCAGCAACCUGCUGCAGCUGCCGGAGGCGGCCUCCAUCUCCCAGAUCAUCAUCAACGGCAACUACACGGACGAGGAGGACGACUACGACAUUGCCCUCAUGCGGCUCGCCAAGCCCCUGCCCCUGUCUGCGCACAUCCACCCGGCCUGCCUCCCUAUGCACGGACAGACCUUCAGCCUCAAUGAGACCUGCUGGAUCACGGGCUUUGGCAAGACCAAGGAGACAGAUGAGAAGACAUCCCCCUUCCUCCGAGAGGUGCAGGUCAACCUCAUUGACUUUAAGAAAUGCAAUGACUUCUUGGUCUAUGACAGUUACCUUACCCCAAGGAUGAUGUGUGCUGGGGACCUUCGGGGAGGCAGAGACUCCUGCCAGGGAGACAGCGGGGGGCCCCUGGUGUGUGAGCAGAACAGCCGCUGGUACCUGGCAGGGGUCACGAGCUGGGGCACGGGCUGCGGCCAGAGGAACAAGCCUGGUGUGUACACCAAAGUGACGGAAGUCCUCCCUUGGAUCUACAGCAAGAUGGAGAACGAGGUGCGCUUCCGGAAGUCCUAGGCCGCGGACCCGUCCCAUGUCGUAGCCCUGGCUGCGGGGAGACUCUGGCCGAGGCGACGGGCCAUCUGCGGUGUCUUCUGGGCUAAGGCGCCUGCGCCAGUGCCACCUCCGCUGUCCGCUGCCUCUGUGUACGCGCGCGCGUGUGCAUGAGUGUGCGUGUGUGUAUGUGCGUGCGUGUGCACGAGUGCGUGCGUGCGUGCCGUCGCCCCCCACGGCC